Messenger RNA from Helobdella robusta, 1215 nucleotides. RefSeq lists its product as hypothetical. The record is from RefSeq and is a predicted model, not a curated record. Gene Ontology annotation, cellular component: intracellular membrane-bounded organelle. Gene Ontology annotation, molecular function: 2 iron, 2 sulfur cluster binding. The coding region runs from base 172 to 543 and encodes 123 amino acids. Lineage: Eukaryota; Metazoa; Annelida; Clitellata; Rhynchobdellida; Glossiphoniidae. The transcript is spliced from 3 exons.
CACUAAUGUUAGAUUGCUAGUACAACAUGGGGCGUUGUGUUGAUUGAUCGUCUGCUCUUCGGUUGUUCAUUUGUUUGCAGUUUGAUAUCAAUUUAUUGUUUGUUUAAUUAAUUCCUUCUAAAAAUCAAUAAAACUUCAAAAUUUUCUAUUAAAAUUUCAAAUUUAUUUACAAUGGCAUCUGCUGAGAAACCCAGUGGCCUUGUCCCUGCUGUCGCCAUGUAUGCACCAGCAACUGUGACUGACCUGAAGAAAGGAGAGGUGAAACGUUGGUGUGUUUGUGGAUUGAGUAAGAAGCAGCCAUGGUGUGAUGGCAGCCAUAAAGGAACAGGGUUUUCAUCGAUGCCUUGGACAGUUCCGGAAGAUCAGAAGGAAUAUUACAUCUGCCAGUGUAAGCACACAAAGACUCCACCAUAUUGUGAUGGCACUCACACCAACCUUCCAGAAGGGGUUAAAGAAAGACAGAAGAACUGCCCAAACAAGGGCACUGAUCACAAGCCUGAGUGUAAGCUCUGCACUAAAUGUGGCUGGUUGCCUGAGUUUUGAAUGUUUUGAGGUUUUGUCUGUUUGGUGGCAUAUUAAGAUAGAUAUGAAUUCCAAAUAGAUUAAAAUGCAUUUAUCUAAUUCACUGCAUUCACUGUUUCCAAAUAUGCAACAUCACGUUUUUCAUAUUAACAUUUGUUAUUGUUUUGAAUAUAAUUUUUUGAAGAAAUGCACUCUAUUCAUAAAAGAAGGUAUUGCAAAUUUAUUUAAAUUAGUCUUGCAAGUCUGAUUUGAUGCAUGAGUUGAGGAUUGGAUAAAAAACAAUGUUAAAUGUGUGUAGAAUAGGUCAAUGUACCUACUACGAUAUAUCAAUGCGUGGUGGAUCAGUGUACGGUUAUCAAUGUAUGAUUGUUCAAUUUACGUCAGGUUAUCUGUGACCGAUCAUUAUUGAGACCAAAAAUAUGCUCGUGAUCAGUUUGAAUUUUUCCCUAGCUUGCCUUUCAAAUAAUUUUAGGGAUGAUAUUUUGAUUUUUUUCUCGCUAAUUAUUAAGAUCAUUAUCGUGAAAAUAUUAAGAUGUAAUUUUGCAAACGGAUAUCGUUUAUCACGAGUUUUAUAACGUUGUUGCGGUCGUUUAUUUGAUUGCAAAAUUGCAACUUGUGUCAUCAUGAAAUUACUUUUAUAUUUGUAAUUUCUUUUGCAUCUGUUAAUUUAAUGAAUAAACCAGUUCCAAAGUA